Malaclemys terrapin pileata is the source of this 4405-nucleotide messenger RNA. RefSeq names its product solute carrier family 4 member 2 (gene SLC4A2). Lineage: Eukaryota; Metazoa; Chordata; Testudines; Emydidae. The transcript has 24 exons. Bases 349 to 4068 code for a protein of 1239 amino acids. Gene Ontology annotation, molecular function: solute:inorganic anion antiporter activity; monoatomic anion transmembrane transporter activity. The record is from RefSeq and is a predicted model, not a curated record. Gene Ontology annotation, cellular component: basolateral plasma membrane; plasma membrane; apical plasma membrane. Gene Ontology annotation, biological process: bicarbonate transport; regulation of intracellular pH; transmembrane transport.
AGGCUCCAGUCCAGGGCCUUGAGCUGGGCUGCCCAGCCACGAGGUGGAGCCCAGCCAGGUACCUCGCUCCGCACAGCACCUAGGGGAGACGUGUGCUGAAUCCCAGCUCCCACCUGGGGCCUGCUGCUCCCCCCAGCCCCGACUUCCACCCCUGGUGUGGCCUGAGGCCUGGAAUGUGGAAGUUCUGGCUCCGUGAAUCUCCCGUAAUCAGAGCUGAGCUGGGCACUGGCGGGAGCCGGAGCAGAGGCAGAGCAGUUCUGAAGGUGAUGCUGCCCCGACAUUUCAUUCUGGGCCCGAGUGAGAAAGAGAAGGGUUAACGGGGCCGGGCACCAGCCACUGGCCUGCACCAUGAGCCGCUCCCAGGUUUCCUCCGGGAUUCACCACAUCGUCUCCUCUCCCUUCGAGAGCCCGGAGUCGGACGCCCUGGGCCCCGGCUCGCCCGCGCCGGCGGAGGACGAGGAGACCGACCUGAACAAGACGUUGGGGGUGGAGCGCUUUGAGGAGAUCCUGCACGACUCGCACCCGCGCAACGGGGAGGAGGCCGGCCGCAGCUACGGCGAGGAGGAUUUCGAGUAUCACCGCCAGUCGUCCCACCACAUCCACCACCCCCUCUCCACGCACCUGCCCCCCGACGCCCGCAGGAAGAAGGGGGGGCAGAAGGGCAAGAAGAAGCGGCGCCGGGCGUCCAUUCCAGGAGAGACCCCCACCAUCGAGGAGGCGGAGGAGGAUGAGGAUGAGACCUGCGACACGGAGCCAGAGCGGUCGGCCGAGGACCUGCCCGGGGGGAUCCAGUUCUUCUUGCAGGAGGACGAGGCUGCCGAGCGCUGCCCAGCGGAGCCCACGACCCCAACGUCUCUGCCAAGCUCCCCCAUGGAGCUGGGGGGGGCUGCAGCUACGGACCCCAAGGGGGCCGGCCCCAGGGCCGAGGAAGAGCGUGGGACCGAUGGGCCCAGUGCAGACGAGCCCAGCUGCCCAGGCCGCCCUGUUCCGAAGUCUCAGCCGGGGCACCGGAGCUACAACCUGAAUGAGAGGCGACGCAUCGGCAGCAUGACAGGGGUGGAGCAGGCCCAGUACCAGAAGGUGCCCACGGACGAAUCGGAAGCCCAGACACUGGCCUCGGCUGACCUGGACUACAUGAAGAGCCACAGGUUCGAGGACGUGCCCGGGGUCCGACGGCACCUGGUCCGCAAGAGCGCCAAGGGCCAAGUCGUGCACGUCAGCAAAGACUACACAGAGCCGAGCGCCCGGCUCAGGAAACACAACCGGCAGCCACACGAGGUCUUCGUGGAGCUGAACGAGCUGGUGGUGGACAAGAACCAGGAGCUGCAGUGGAAGGAGACGGCGCGCUGGAUCAAGUUUGAGGAGGACGUGGAGGAGGAGACUGAUCGCUGGGGGAAGCCCCAUGUGGCCUCCCUGAGCUUCCGCAGCCUGCUGGAGCUGCGCAAGACCCUCUCCCAUGGGGCCGUGCUGCUGGACCUGGACCAGAAGACGCUGCCGGGGGUGGCGCACCAGGUGGUGGAGCAGAUGAUCAUCUCGGACCAGAUCCGGGCCGAGGACCGUGCCAACGUGCUGCGGGCACUGCUGCUAAAGCACAGCCACCCGAGCGACGAGAAGGAUUUCUUCCCCCGCAACAUCUCAGCCGGCAGCCUGGGCUCCCUGCUGGUGCAUCACCACAGCGCCAACCACGUGGGCGAGGGUGGCGAGCCCACUGUCACCGAGCCCCUCAUCGGCACCCACACUGCCGAACAUGAGGCCAGGGUCGAGGUGGAGCGGGAGCGAGAGAGCCUGAGCUCGGCACCCCCAGCUGGCAUCACGAGGUCGAAGUCGAAGCACGAGCUGAAGCUGCUGGAGAAGAUCCCGGACAACGCAGAGGCCACGGUGGUGCUUGUGGGCUGCGUGGAGUUCCUGGACCAGCCCACCAUGGCCUUCGUGCGGCUGCAGGCGGCCGUGGAGCUGGACUCGGUGCUGGAGGUGCCCAUCCCCGUCCGCUUCCUCUUCGUGCUGCUGGGCCCCAGCAGUGCCAACAUGGACUACCACGAGAUCGGGCGCUCCAUCUCCACCCUCAUGUCCGACAAGCAAUUCCACGAGGCAGCAUAUCUGGCCGACGACCGGCACGACCUGCUCGGCGCCAUCAAUGAGUUCCUGGACUGCAGCGUGGUGCUGCCGCCCUCCGAGGUGCAGGGCGAGGAGCUGCUGCGCACCGUGGCCCACUUCCAGCGCCAGAUGCUCCAGAAACGCGAGGAGCAGGAGCGCCGGCUGCUGCUGGGCUCCGUGCUGGAGCCCAAGUCAUCCGCUGAGAAAGCGCUGCUGAAGCUGAAGGUGGUGAAGGGGGAGGACGAGGAUGAGGACGAGGAUGACCCCCUGCGGCGCACAGGCCGGCCCUUCGGGGGGCUCGUCCGUGACGUGCGCCGGCGCUACCCCAAAUACCUGAGCGACUUCAGGGACAGCCUGAACCCCCAGUGCGUCGCCGCCAUCAUCUUCAUCUACUUCGCCGCGCUCUCGCCGGCCAUCACCUUUGGGGGGCUGCUGGGGGAGAAGACCCAGGACCUGAUCGGGGUGUCGGAGCUGAUCAUCUCCACGGCCGUGCAGGGCAUCGUCUUCUGCCUGCUGGGCGCCCAGCCACUGCUCAUCAUCGGCUUCUCCGGGCCCCUGCUCGUCUUCGAAGAAGCUUUUUUCACAUUCUGCACGACCAACGGGCUGGAGUACCUGGUGGGGCGUGUGUGGAUCGGCUUCUGGCUCAUCCUCAUCGUGCUGGUGAUGGUGGCCGUGGAGGGCAGCAUCCUGGUGCGCUUCGUGUCCCGCUUCACCCAGGAGAUCUUUGCCUUCCUCAUCUCCCUCAUCUUCAUCUACGAGACCUUCUCCAAGCUGGCCAAGAUCUUCCAGGAGCACCCCCUGCACGGCUGCGGGCGGGCGAACGGGACGGGUGUGGAGAAUGGCAGUGCGCCCCCAUGGAACGGGAUGGGCGCGGAGAAUGGCAGUGCGCCCCUGGGGAACACGACGGGGGGCCGGGCCGGGCUGGCGGUGACGGGGCAGCCCAACACGGCCCUGCUCUCGCUGGUGCUCAUGGCCGGCACCUUCUUCAUCGCCUUCUUCCUGCGCAAGUUCAAGAACAGCCGCUUCUUCCCGGGGCGGAUCCGUCGGGUGAUCGGGGACUUCGGGGUGCCCAUCGCCAUCCUCAUCAUGGUGCUGGUGGAUUUCAGCAUCCGGGACACGUACACGCAGAAGCUGAGCGUUCCCAGUGGCUUCUCAGUGACGGCCCCGGAGAAGCGGGGCUGGGUCAUCAACCCCCUGGGCGAGGGCAGCUCCUUCCCCAUCUGGAUGAUGGUGGCCAGUGCCCUGCCGGCCGUGCUGGUCUUCAUCCUCAUUUUCAUGGAGACCCAGAUCACCACGCUGAUCAUCAGUAAGAAGGAGCGCAGGCUGCAGAAGGGCUCCGGCUUCCACCUCGAUCUGCUGCUCAUUGUGGCCAUGGGCGGCUUCUGCGCCCUCUUCGGGCUGCCCUGGCUGGCGGCCGCCACGGUGCGCUCGGUGACCCACGCCAACGCCCUGACCGUCAUGAGCAAGGCCGUGGCCCCCGGCGACAAGCCCAAGAUCCAGGAGGUGAAGGAGCAGCGUGUCACGGGGCUGCUGGUGGCCCUGCUCGUGGGCCUGUCCAUCGUCAUCGGGGACCUGCUGCGGCACAUCCCCCUGGCCGUACUCUUCGGGAUCUUCCUCUACAUGGGCGUCACCUCGCUGAACGGGAUCCAGUUCUACGAGCGCCUGCAUCUGCUGCUCAUGCCCCCCAAGCACCACCCCGACGUCACCUACGUCAAAAAGGUGCGCAGCCUGCGGAUGCACCUCUUCACGGGCCUGCAGCUGGCGUGCCUGGCCGUGCUCUGGGCCGUCAUGUCCACCGCCGCCUCCCUGGCCUUCCCCUUCAUCCUCAUCCUCACCGUGCCGCUCCGCAUGUGCCUGCUCACCCGCAUCUUCACCGCCCGCGAGCUGAAGUGUCUGGACGCGGAGGAGGCGGAGCCGAUCUUCGAUGAGCGGGAAGGGGUGGACGAGUACAAUGAGAUGCCGAUGCCCGUGUGAGGGGUGCCAGCGAGUGACCCUGUGCAGGGCUGCGGGGCACAGGCAGGCCCCUGGCUGCUGCGCCAGGAGCUGCAGCGGCAUCGCCCGGACCUGCGCCAUCUCCAGCACCGUGGCCGCUUGGACUGUGCCCUGCACUCCCCCAGUGCCUGUGCCACGGUAGCCAUGAGACGCUCACAUCUCACCCCACGGCCCGGGCUGCAGCGCCCUGCCCUGCGGGGGGCCUGCUACCCGCCCUGGGCAGGGAGUGGGGCCCAGGGGCUGGCGCGGGAGCAACUGGGCCGUGCCGCCUGCCCCCAGCAACUGCCGUCCGAACUGUAUCGUAUGCUGGAACCUGCUC